GUGAUGGAACCGUUUGGAGACACGAAUUGUAACUCGAUGAGCGACAGAUUAUCACUAUACGAGCGUUAUUUGCGGAGUUUCAAUGUGGUGGAUAGUUUUGUAAGCGAGAAUCGCGACGGUGAUCAAGAAACGCACCGUGAAUACGACAGUUCAUGUGACGGUAACGUCCAUUUGCCCGUAAAUAAACAUUACGAAGUAGAUAUUGAAUGCAAUCCGUCUAGAAUUGACGAGAAUAUCGAUAUAGAUAGACCUUUGAAUUUGGAGGGUGAUUAUUGUAAGGACAGCCGUCCGUCUCCAGGACCUUCACUGCUGGAGAAUUCUUCAGCCACUGCGGAGCAUAGCACUUUUACCGAGAAGUCUAACAAUACUGAUAUCCCAGUAUCAUCUGACGACUCAAAACCUGACUGUUUCAAACAACCAAUAUUUAUUACCUCAACAAUGGAGAACAGUAACAAUGCUGUAGACAGUGUGCCUUUGUUUCGUGACGUAAGACCCUCGGAGAGUGUCUUUAAACUGCCUAUUAGUGAAUUAUCAUUCAACGGAACCAUUAAGCAUAUUCAAAAACUGAAACCGAUUGUAGAUCCUAUAACUGAGCUUACCACUAGAAUAGCUCUAGACAAGGAAGAAAAGUCGCAAUCACUACAGCAAUCUAUAUUUGAUAACGAUAGCAAUGUGGCUAUUGAAUUGGACAAGAAUUCUACAUCUGAAAAGUCAAAUAUUUCAAGCACAAGCUCUGACACAAGUAAAACCUUGGUAGAGAAAACAAAUGACAGCACAGGUGAUUCACAAUAUGAAGAAUGCAACAAAAAUGGUCAGUCCGUGGUAAAUGAAGAUAGCGUAAAAUGGAACUCUGACCAGAGUUAUUCAUCCCUAGAAGCAUCCUUUGACAGUGGUGUGAGAUCUCCAGAUAUGUUUUCCGAUGGGGAUGAUGAUAGGGAGAUACAGGAAGCUCCAGCACCAUUCUGGGCCUUUUUAAAAGAUGUAGAGACUUUUGACAGGAGGAGAGUCAGGAAACUUGAGGAAACCCUCCAAGGAGUACUACCACCACCUUCAGUGACGACCGUCAAAUUAGAUGUCACAGAUAUGCUUAAAAAGUAUUACUGUUUCCUACCCGCCUUUCAAGAAAGCACAAAAGUUGCAGAACCUUCUACAACGCCCUCUAAGAGAGUGUCAUUUGUUCAUAUACCAGAAAUAAUGUAUAAGUCGGAAGUUACUACAGAAAUUAAAACAGAGAAUCAUGCAGAAGUUCUUGAUAAACAUUCUGUAGAUGUAGAAAAAUCAGACGAUUCGAAAGUGAAUUCAAUAUCUAAAGAGAUAAAGUCUGAAUUAGAUACGAGUGCGGAUAAAACUAUUGAUUUGAAAAUGUGUUGUGAGAUUGAAGCUAAGGAGAGUGCAUGGCCUGAAGCCUUGAAAUGCCGAUAUCAUGAUGUAUACUAUAACUUGACCCCAUACUCGGAAAAAUUCGAACUACUAGCCCUUCGCUACGGCGAGAGAUAUGUCGGAGUUGAAACGGACACCAGUGUCAACGUCCACUCCGGUAGCUCACAGUCGCCUAGCAGUGCCAGCAAGAGGAGGGCUUUGAGACUCAAAUUGGCUCAAACCAAAUCACCUGGUCGUCGUCUGUCCCAUUUGGCCCGUCGGCGACAAGCGUUCUGCAACGCAGCUACCAUCAGCGAGAAAGCUCACUCAUCCACUGCUAAGAUGGUCUAUAUUGACAAGAAUUACUUCCCACACAGAAAGCUGAUCAGCUCUGCCGAACGAAAAAGCCCCAGAUACCGCCGUACACCAGGCAAAAAGACUCCCACACGCAAAACACCAGGCAAGAAAACGCCCGGAAAAACUCCCAAAAGCUCCACUAAGAAAAAGGCAAUGAGAAGAUUGAUAAUGGACGAAAAUCGAUCACAAAGUGAGCACGUAACCAGAUCGCAACCAAGAGAGAACUUUAUAAAACGAGCUCUAUUCAUAAGUCCGGAGAAUCGAAAAUCAGUACCACAAGCACCUUGUACCUCUGUUCCUACACAGGCAAUGAAAUCCCGAAGAGCUUUAUUCGGUUCUCCAAUAACAGCUGAGACGAAAAGCUCAGAUGGUACUCAGAGCGACCAGUUUCUGAAGCGAAAGAGGAGUUUCGAUGAUGUAGGGGAAAAUAAUAGAAGUAAAAUCGCGAAGAGUCUUUCUUUUGGAGGCGACAGCAUUGGUACGGAGCAGAGCUCGACGCUGUAUCGACGAUCGUCGGAGGUCUUUGCUAGCAAAAAUAGCGUGGAUUUGAAUGAGACGCAUAAGAAGAAACUCCUGUGGGCCGUGUCGGAAGCGCUGCGCGUGCACGGCUGGCGCAUGUCGUCGCCCGGCUUCCGCGAGAAGGCGUCGUGUCUGGCGCGACUCACGCGUCGGCUGCUCACGCUGCCGCCGCACGCCGCCAGGUUCGCUGCGCCCAAGGCCUCCACUUCCGAGACUAUGCUCAAGUUGGCUCGUCAAUACGUAUUUGCAAUAAUCCAGGGGCGCUCCGUCGAAGACUGCUUUCAAGAGGAACAAAUGAAGAUUGCAAACGAAUCGUCAAAAGUCACCGGCUACAUAUCAGCCACAGCCUAUCAACAAUUAAAAUCCAAGGCCAGUACGUCCUCUUUCACCUCACAGAUUAAAGAAAAUUACGUCGUUAAUGUUAAACAGGAACAACCUAGGAGUGCUUCGAAGAAUAUCUUACAGGACAAACUUGUUAAUAUAGACUCGAGCUCUAAUUCCAGUAGUGGAAUGUCCAUGAUAGAUAGAAUGGAUAAAAGCGCCCUUUUCAAGUCCAACUCGAUGCCUUCGUUCGAGGAAGCGGCAAAGAUGCGAGCUAAGAGACAGAUAAGCUUUGACAACGUUGAGUUCCCUAAGAGGUGAGGUUUCUAAUUAUAAGUAGAUUGUUAUUGAUUACUGACUAGUUGUAUAUAACUCAUUUAUAAAAAACACGGGUUGUAUAUUAACUGGCAGUAACAAAAUAGUCUAGUGUCUGUACUGAUUUUUAUACAUGCGUAUGCAUUAAUUCUACGGACGUGUAUUAAUGGAUCAAACUCAAAAUGAUAUUCACUUUAGUAUAAAGGUUUAGGUAAUUAUAGUCUGUCUUUUUUGAAGACGGAGUAAAAUAAGAGUUCAUUGCGAAAAAGUGUUGCCAGCAGCUAGUGAUUGCAGUCGAUAAAUAUUCGUAAUAAUUGAACUCUUCAUUUGAAUCAUCCUCGACCCAUUAUUCAUCCAAUUACUGAGUACAACAAUUAUAUAAUUAUUUUAAAUCAUUUUUGGUGCCAAGCCAUAAUGCCUCAUUAAAUACAUCAACAGUUUGUUUACAUUUAGUUUACGUAACGUUUAUAGUAUAGACAGGAUCAAGAAAGUAAUAUGAAGAGUCCAGGGAAAGAAUGACCAAAGUCACUUCAGGAGAUUUUUAGGAAAAAAGAAUUUGGAGAAUUUUUGAGUAUUGGUGAAAAAGUGCGUGUCAAAUACUACCUGAAAAAGUCAAAGCUAACAUAAAUGUAACGCUAUGUAAUCCAUUUUAACUAAAAAACAUUUUAAAUCAUUUUUAACUUUUCUACAUUGACAUUGAACCUUAUUAGCAUUUUUCUGAUUUAUGCAAAAUACGCUCAGCGUUGUGACGGUGUGACCUCCUGGCACCGUCAUCCCACCAUUUUAUCGCCUUUCACCGGUUC
Messenger RNA from Hyposmocoma kahamanoa, 3674 nucleotides. RefSeq lists its product as uncharacterized. The coding region runs from base 4 to 2877 and encodes 957 amino acids. The record is from RefSeq and is a predicted model, not a curated record. NCBI's taxonomy places the organism in Eukaryota, Metazoa, Arthropoda, Insecta, Lepidoptera, Cosmopterigidae. The transcript is spliced from 7 exons.